This is a messenger RNA of Leishmania braziliensis MHOM/BR/75/M2904, 1638 nucleotides long. Its product is annotated as myo-inositol/proton symporter (MIT). Bases 1 to 1638 code for a protein of 545 amino acids. Gene Ontology annotation, biological process: transmembrane transport. The record is from RefSeq and is a predicted model, not a curated record. Gene Ontology annotation, cellular component: membrane. Gene Ontology annotation, molecular function: myo-inositol:proton symporter activity. The transcript has a single exon. Lineage: Eukaryota; Euglenozoa; Kinetoplastea; Trypanosomatida; Trypanosomatidae.
AUGCGAGCGUCUGUCAUGCUCUGUGCUGCCUUGGGUGGCUUUCUUUUCGGCUAUGACACGAGUGUCAUCAACGCCGCCCUUUUUCAGAUGAAGGAUCGCUUCGGCUUCGGCGAGCACUCGUGGCAGUACGCCCUCAUCGUCGCCAUCGCCAUCGCUGGUGCCUUUGUCGGGGCCUUUAUUUCCGGCUUCGUCUCCGCCAGCUUUGGUCGCCGCCCGUGCAUUGCCGUGGCCGAUUUUCUGUUCAUUGUCGGCUCCGUGCUGAUGGCGGCGGCCCCGAAUGUGGAGGUGGUGCUCGUGUCGCGCGUCAUCGUCGGCUUGGCCAUCGGUAUUAGCUCUGCCACUAUUCCAGUUUACCUGGCGGAGGUCACGUCCCCGCAGCACCGUGGCGCCACCAUCGUUCUAAACAACCUGUUCCUGACAGGUGGUCAGUUUAUCUCGGCCAGCUUCACCGCCAUCAUGGUCAUCUUUACGAGCAAUAAUGUCGGUUGGCGGGUGGCGAUUGGUAUCGGCGCGCUGCCAGCUGCCGUUCAGAUGUUCUGCCUCCUCUUUUUCCUUCCAGAGAGUCCGCGUUGGCUUCUCUCGAAGGGGUACUCGGACCGUGCCAAGGCUGUGGCGGCUGAGUUCGAUGUGGACCUCUGCGAGUUUCAAGAGGGCGAUGUGGUGCCCUCUGUCAGCAUCGACUACCGUCCGCUGAUGGCGCGUGAUAUGCGCUUCCGUGUUGUGCUCAGCUCUAUGCUGCAGAUCAUCCAGCAGUUCUCUGGCAUCAACACCAUCAUGUACUACAGCUCUGUGAUCCUCUACGACGCCGGCUUUCGAGACGCCAUUAUGCCAGUCGUGCUUUCCAUCCCACUCGCCUUCAUGAAUGCCCUCUUCACGGGGCUGGGCAUCUUCACGGUCGAUCGCUUUGGUCGCCGCCGCAUGCUGCUCAUCUCGAUCCUCGGUUGUCUUGCCCUGCUGGUUAUGAUUUCCAUCAUUGGGUACUUCCUCGGCACACGCAUUCCGUACUCCGUCGGUGGGUGGCUUUUCUUGGCGCUGCUUGCCGUCUUCCUUGGCUUCUACGCGCCUGGCAUUGGCUGCAUUCCGUGGGUAAUCAUGGGCGAGAUCUUCCCAACGCACCUGCGCACAUCGGCGGCGUCCGUCGCGACCAUGGCGAACUGGGGGGCCAACGCGCUCGUGUCGCAGGUUUUUCCACUCUUACUCGGCGCCAUCGGUGUCGGCGGCACCUUCACAAUCAUCGCCGGUCUCGUGGCUCUGGGCUGCCUGUUCGUGUACUUCUUCGUCGUGGAGACGAAGGGACUCACACUGGAGCAGAUUGACAACAUGUUCCGCAAGCGCGCCGGCAUGCCGGCGCGCUAUCAUGAGGAAGGUGAGAGUGGAACCCGCGACGACAAGGGCGGUGAAUUCGGCCGUAUGGCGACAGAGGACGCUGGCGACCUGUCCUCGUUGUGCAACCAGAGCGUGGAGCCUGCCAAAGCCGUGGUGGACGCCUUUAUGCCGGCUGUUAUGAGUGAUCGUCCCGGCACGUCUAACGAGGAUAAAGAAGUAGCGAAGGCCUCCUCCUCAGAACCCCAGUCGUUCGCAAACCAGAACGAGGAGCAGCAAACGGCUGCCACCAAAGUUUUGCGUGAGCGCAAGUAG